Molecule: messenger RNA, 1618 nt
Organism: Galeopterus variegatus (Sunda flying lemur)
Lineage: Eukaryota; Metazoa; Chordata; Mammalia; Dermoptera; Cynocephalidae
Gene: MPPED2
Product: metallophosphoesterase domain containing 2
Exons: 4
Coding region: 1-363 (120 amino acids)
Source: RefSeq, a predicted model, not a curated record
AUGCGGUGUACCAGGACCCCGUGGUUUAAUGGAUGGGGCUUUAACCUACCCAGAGGUCAGUCACUGCUGGACAAGUGGAACCUCAUCCCGGAGGGCCUCGACAUACUCAUGACACAUGGACCUCCUCUAGGUUUUCGAGACUGGGUUCCAAAGGAGCUUCAGAGAGUGGGCUGUGUGGAGCUGUUAAACACAGUGCAGAGGCGUGUCCGGCCCAAGCUCCAUGUGUUUGGUGGAAUCCAUGAAGGUUAUGGCAUCAUGACCGACGGCUACACAACAUACAUCAAUGCCUCGACGUGUACAGUCAGCUUUCAACCGACCAACCCUCCAAUUAUAUUUGACCUUCCAAACCCACAGGGUUCCUGAAGCUCUAUGUGCCCUAUUGGAAUGUGAGGGAAGGUCUAUAAACUGCCAUUUUUCUAAUUAUAAACUUACAUUCUCUUGUUUAUUUCCAAAUCCUGUGAGUUCUUUUUGUAAAAUGUUGAAACGCAAAUGAUGCUAGAGGUUGUGCUUCUUCUUUAUGUUUUUUUUAAUGGGGCAUCCAUUUGAUAUCAAAGGAGCGUUGUGAAUUUGUAAAAUGCCUUCUGUUUUCUCAAAGGCCACGCCAUUGUAAAUUGUUAGUGUUCGCCAAAGGUCAGCCAAGCUUUCUUUUAAAAAGUGCUAAAAAGUCUUAUUUUAAUAUGCUUUAAGCUGGAAGAAAAAGAAAAAAAGAAACAGGUAGACAGUGUUUUAAAAACCACCCAGAUUUGCACAACUGUUGAAAAGUAUUGUUUGAAGUAUUUUCGUUUUUGAUGUUUCGUUGUUGUUGUUGUUUUCUCGGUAAUGCUUCUCUUUUUGCAGACAUGGCCCCGAUUUAUAGCAAUCUUCCCAGCAGAAGUAGGCCUGGAAAAGACUUCUCUUCACGCUCUCACUGUAAAGAAAGCUGUGUGAAGGGAAGAAAACGGCCCUUGUGUAAAGGACGGCUUAGCUAGUGAGAUCCAUAUUGUGGUUAUACAAGGUCUCAUUGUUUGUUUGUUUCUUUUAAAUUAUUUUAGCUUUAAAAAUACGGAAAUGGAAUCUGUCAAGAGCAGGUAUUUCAUGCAGUUAAAACAAAUGAGCGUGCAGACUCCUUUUCAAUAUGGGUUUAUAUAUAUAAGUAUUUUUUUGUGUAUUAUGACUAAGUUAGGAGUUUAAUAUUGCUAAGGACAGUACAACUGCGAAGGGGUGCUGUAUAGCAGCGCAUCGGAAUUCCGAAGGAACUGACACAUUUUCUAAGAACUCAAGGUCUUAAAGAGCUUGAGUGAAAUCUAGGUACAAUUAAGGCGUGUAUAGACUUAAAUUUAAGGAUGCAAUGGAAGCUAACUAAAAUAAGGCUUAGUUGUCCUUUCUAUUUAAAUACCCUGAAUUGUCUUUUUCCUCCCCCCCCCCAUUUUGCACUGUGUGUCGAUGCAAUCUUGGCUAGCACAAAAUAUUGUCGCUAAUAGUCAUUUCUGUUUUCCCAUUGUAAAUGCUGUUGAGCUUUAUUCUAUUUUAUGUUACCUUGUUAAUGAAAUUUAGGAAAGCAGUUGUUUCUUUAAAUUUAUUGUGAUAUUCUAUAUCUAGCGGCCUUUAUAUGCAAAUAAAAUUGCAAGAUUUUUCAAUC